CGGGCUGCGACUCCCUUCGGGUCUCCGCGCAGCUGCGGGAGCGCUCGAGGCAGGCCGCCGCGUGACUCUGCUGGGCUGGAGUGGGGGCUGCUAGGGCUGCUUCGGGUGCCUCCUCUGGCUUGAGCCGGCGCCACCACAGCGGCCUCUUUUUGGUGCCAGAUCCGGGGACGCGUGUGAGCUCCGGUGCCGCAGGGGAGGGGGGAGGCGCAGACGCGGCCUCCGGGGACCCCGACCCCAGGCUACUGUGACCCCCGGGGUGCUUUGCAGGGGCCGCUGCGGCCCACACCCAGCUCCUGCACCCCUUUGCGGCCUUGUGUGCGGGUAGAGCAGCUCGAUGUCGGGGGCCACAGCGAUGAACCUCCUGGAGGACUGGUGUCGGGGGAUGGAAGUGGACGUGCACAGGUCCUUGUUGGUCACGGGCAUCCCCGAGGACUGUGGCCAAGCGGAACUCGAGGAGACCCUGAAUGGGGUCCUCGCCCCCCUGGGCACAUACCGCGUGCUCAACAAGAUAUUUCUGAGGGAAGAGAAUGUCAAAGCGGCCCUCAUUGAGGUGGGCGAGGGCGUGAACCUGAGCGCAGUCCCCCGAGAGUUUGCGGGAAGGGGUGGCAUCUGGAAGGUAGCUUGCAGGGAUCCCACCCAGGAUGCUGAGUUUUUGAAAAACUUGAAUGAAUUCCUGGAUGCUGAGGGGCGCACCUGGGAAGAUGUGAUCCGUCUCCUACAACUGAACCACCCCCCGCCACCCCAGAGUGCAAACCAGGCCUCCGAGAAUUGGGGAGAAGCGUUGGGGGUGCUCCUGGGAGCAGUGGUGCAGGUCAUCUUGUGCAGGGAUGCUGAGAUCCGCAGCCGGGAGGAAGCUCGGGCUCAGGAGGCCGCUGAGGCAGAGGAGGGGGCAGCUUGGGCUUUGGCAGCAGGGAAGAAGGUGAAGAAGGAGCCACGGCUUGCCACGGAGGUGGGUUUGGCCCUGAAGAUGGAGAGCCCCACCCGCUGGAAAGGCAUGGAAGACCAGGGUGACCCUCCCAAACUCAUAGUUCGUAGGGCUGGAGCUAAGGCUCGCUCCAGGAGAAAGAAGCAGAAGAAAACCCCUAAGCAGGAACCAGUGCUCUGGAAAAAGCCCAAAGGCAGCCACGGCAGCAGCUCGGCCUACUUGGAGGGGUUUGGGGUGGGUGAUGUGGAAAGAAUGGAGAUCAGAGAGUUUGGCAAGAGCCUCAGAAAGCAGGCGGAGCAGGAGGAGCCGCCUUUAAGGAAGCCCAUGGGGACAAGUGCCUGGAAGGUUCCCAGAGAGCCAUCUCCUGAUACCCUGGGGGGAGCCGAGAGCCCUGAAGGCACCUCUAAGUCAGACCAGGGUGGUGGUCAGGGGAGGCCACUGAAAAAGAAGGCCACAGGCUGGGCCUCCGGAAAGAGCCUUGGCCCGGUAAGGAAGAAGAAGAAGGUGACUUUGGGUCCCAUCUCUUAUGUCCUUGUUGAUUCUGAAGAUGCCAAGAAGAAGCUGAUGGUUCCAAAGAAAGGGCUAGGCUCCAGAAGGGCUACAUCGGCACAGAAGGCCCUGCAUGGGCCUCACCCUGCUGCAGCGCCAGCAUCAAUGUCCAGGCGUCCGAAGGCCAAGGCCGCAGGCUCUCCUCGUGCCUCCAAUGAUUCCGGCAAGCUUUGAUUCCGAGGACCACCUGUGCUGGGAGUUGAAGAAAGACCACGGAAGAAGUCCCAAGCUGGGAGCAGAGUUUUCACUUGCUGUCAAAGGGAACAAAAGUGUUGACUCUUGGGGGGACCCGGUGUGUAGAGAUGUGGCUCUCAGAGGUAAAGGACAGGAGAGGGAGCAGAGGGGUGUGAGGGGACCACAGGGGAGGGCGCUGUCUCUCUGCCUUUGUGCUCUGGCAGGGCUGCCUUUUUUCUUUCACUUCCUCCUUCACUCACCCUCAAAGGCUAGAGAGCUGGAAGUAGCCUGGGAAAAUUCUAGAACAUUCCCCAGUGUGCGUGGGCAGGGUCCCCUUCAGCCUCCCUCGCCCACUCCCCGCUUCCUGGGGUCAUCCGACCUUCAGGGCCUGGCAUUUUGAGGAGCAGGGUGGCCACAUCUUUCCUUCCAGCCUCCUUGUGGCUCCCCAGUGGGUGCGUGAAGCCGGGAUCCUCCCUGUAGGCUCCGUGUGCUUGUUCCUUCUGUCCUGACUUCGCCCUCCAAUGUCUACCCGGAAAGCUUAGGUCCUAAGAGUUCUGGAAAACAAACAAACAAACAAAAAAAAUAAGUAUCUGCCUUGUGCUUGAAAGAGUGGAGUUUCAGGGUCUAUUAGUAAAAGUGGCACUUGGAUCCCCAUUUAUGGGGUGAAGCUUUCUCAGGAAGCCUGUGGGGAAGAAAGGUAACUGUUUGGGAAAGAUUGGACUUCUCUAGAUUCUUGGCUCUUGAUCUAUCUCGUGCCAAUUUUAAGACAAACCCACUGGAUGCUUUGGAGGCUGACGGCCACUUUCCACGUUAUGGUGAAAAGAGGGACAAAAUGGGGAAGGAAAAUGCUUCACAAUAUGGCUGUUAAUUUAGGCACAGUAAAUCAAUCAUCCCAGACUACUGUGUCCCAAGUGUGUGUGCGUGUGUGUGUGUGUAGCGUGUAUGGUCUGAGGGGCAGUGUCUCCAAGGCCAGACUGUAUCCUGGCAAGUCCCGAGGCAUUCCUACAGAAGUGAUCCACAUCUGUUUUUUCAUGUGUUUUAAGGUGUGGGAAAUGGCUGCUGCAGUGUGUGACAGUUCACAGCAGUCAGGGCACCGCCAAGGGAAUGAGCUCGUGUUUGAAGGUUCACACGUCCGUGUGCAGGUCUGGAGCCUGCUGUUCUGGCUUGUCUUUGGAUAGAAUUACAUUUCUUGUAGCCAGGACUUUGAGGAAGGCUGGAAGCAGUGGGUAGUGGGUCCCAUGGGUGCCCUGUGAGGCGACACUUGGAAAGGAAGCUUCCUUUUGUAACCCAUGCGCCCUGGUCCUGCAGUGAUUCUGCAAGCGCUCAUGUGCCACCCUGGUGUGUGAUAGUGAUAUUCUGCUGCCCUAGAUUUAGUCUCUGUGGCUUUUCAUGGUCUCUCUUCUGACUUCAGUUUUUUUGUGAUUAAAAAAAUGUGACCAGUUGUUAAAUGUUGGUACUCAAUUUUAAGACACACUUCUUGUGGUGAUUCACUUCAAAUGUAGGGGCGGGGCUCCCAGACCUAAGAGAAAAAGGACCCUUUUGCCUCCUCUGGCUGGAGGGUUUCCUUGGGUGUGUGCAGAACAGAUCCUAGGAAGGAACUGGAUGCGUGAGGUGACGGAAGCCUGCAGUUGUCCUGUCCCUUACUUCACAGGUCUUAGGGUUUUGUGACUCCGUGAUCAGUACAUGUGAAUGUUCGUAACCCCAUGAUCAGUACGUGUGAAUGUUAACCUGUAAAAUAAAGUUCACCAAAAUUAAA
This is a messenger RNA of Cavia porcellus (domestic guinea pig), 3404 nucleotides long. RefSeq names its product paraneoplastic antigen-like protein 8A. The transcript is spliced from 2 exons. The record is from RefSeq and is a predicted model, not a curated record. Lineage: Eukaryota; Metazoa; Chordata; Mammalia; Rodentia; Caviidae. The coding region runs from base 335 to 1648 and encodes 437 amino acids.